Messenger RNA from Octopus sinensis (East Asian common octopus), 13501 nucleotides. RefSeq lists its product as uncharacterized. NCBI's taxonomy places the organism in Eukaryota, Metazoa, Mollusca, Cephalopoda, Octopoda, Octopodidae. The coding region runs from base 933 to 10685 and encodes 3250 amino acids. Gene Ontology annotation, molecular function: DNA-binding transcription factor activity, RNA polymerase II-specific; RNA polymerase II cis-regulatory region sequence-specific DNA binding. Gene Ontology annotation, biological process: regulation of transcription by RNA polymerase II. Gene Ontology annotation, cellular component: nucleus. The record is from RefSeq and is a predicted model, not a curated record. The transcript has 2 exons.
AGAUGAGAUAAAAAAAGUCAUAAAAGUAAAAAAAAAAAUGUAAAAGGAAGCACAGAAACCAUUGUAAAAGAUUUUGAAGGAAAAAAACUCCAAAAUUGAAAAAUAGUUUUCCAUGAUUUAUGUCUCUCUGGCCCCUACUUUGGUCAGAAUUUAAAGAUUAACUGGCCCUUUUCCCCCCAUAUAUUUCCCCCUAUACAUACAUACAUACAUACAAACAUAUAUAUAUCUAUAUAUAUAUAUACAUGUGUGUGUAUUUAUGGAUUUAUAUAUCAAGGAAGUGCCCCAGCAUGGCACCGACUAUUUUGCGAAGGAAUCAUUGAAAGAAAAAGUUUGAUUGAAAGAUGUUGGAAAAAAGGGGUAGAUAGGGGCAAAACUGAAAUUUACAUAAAAGACAUUAGACAUGUCAAAGAUUUUCAAGAAAAAACCCCCAAAAUCAUAAGAUAGUUUUCCAUGAUUUUUACCUCCUACUUCGGUCAAUUUUGGAGCGGCCCUUUUUUACUAUAUUUUUUCCUAUAUAUUUAUAUCAAUAUAUAUAUAUCAAAGGAAUGUUCUAGAAUGGCUACAGUUCAAUGACUAAAACAAAGGAUAAAAAUAUAUUUGUACAUAUAUAUAUAUAUAUAUAUAUAUAUAUCCAAAUCGAGGGUAAAAUCCAGACUACAUAUGUUUCUUAACUAGCAGAUCCUCUUAUACAAUUACUCAGCUAGCUAUUCAUCAGGCCAAACAUACCUUCAUUAUAUAAAGGUGCUUCAGCUUAUCAAACUUCAGUAUGAGAAAGGCCUAUGACCAUCACCAAUAAACCAUUAUUAUUCCUGAACACUGAUUUCUUUUACACCUGCCACGGACUGCUCAAAGCUUACUAACUUCCUACAAUUAGAUAAUUGGAUAUUAUAAUUACAAAAAUAUAUUUGUACAUAUAUAUAUUAUAUAUUGAAAUGGAUUCCCUGUCUAUGAGUGCAGUAUCUGGUAUUGAAGGCGCUAACGAUGCCACUGUUUCUUCGAAGGUGCGUCAGUUCAAAUGCCAGUACUGCAGCAAAGACUUCGAUCGGUACAGCCAUCUAGCCAGGCAUUUGAAGAUUCACUCCGGUCUCCGGCCGUUUGAGUGCAAGUACUGCCACAAGUCGUUCUCCCGGUCGGACAACCUUAUCAAGCACGUCCGAAUUCACACCGGGGACAAGCGCUACGGCUGCGAAUUCUGCCUGAAGCGCUUCACCGAUUCGAGCAACCUCAGCAAGCACAUGCGCACGCACGCGGGCACACGGCGCUACACGUGCACGCUCUGCUCGAAGACGUUUCGCAAGUCGGACACCCUCCGGCGCCACCUUUUGACCCAUGGUGUGUCCGACGGAAAUGGCAGCGCCGUUGCCGCCGACGAUGGCAAUGGUGGUAGUGGUAGUGGUGGUGGUGGUGGUGGCAGCAGUACUGAUAACGGAAGUGGUGAAGUUGCACUCCGUGACAAUCUCUCCGUGGGUGGUCACGACCGUCGUGGAAGCAGCAUGGAUGCCAGUGGCGACACGGCGUCGUUGCUGUCCCUGAGCGACGCAGCUGCAGCCGCUGCUGAUGUGCAGAGGCGACUCCAGAUGCAAAACAUCCUCCACAUUAUCAAUAAAGAGAGGUCAUUUCCGACCAUGACCACCUCCACAGUCACCGCCACCACCACCGCGACAACAGCAGAUGUGUCGAAUCUGCAAGGCGCGCAGUUGCAGUCACAACUGCAGACGCACCCUCGGUCACGGCUGCCGUCGGUUAGUAAGUCAGAGGCAAAAGCAAGGGGGACUCUCGGCGCAAUUGGUGAACCCUCAAAUGAGGCGCGAUUGCUAGGACCAGAUGCAGGAGCCACUGCAACCAAGUCUUCGUAUACAGGGAAUCUUUUGCAAUGGUCCGACGGAGAAGAGGAGGAGAUCGUAAAGGCCCCACCUAAGAACACAACGGCCAUAGCAACGGAUGUCUUCAGCAGAACCGAUCACAUCAUAAGACAACUGUCGCAAACCAAUGAAAACAUCCAGGUGUACAAUAGUAAUAACACUAGUAGUAGUAGUAGUAGUAAAAUUAGUAAGAUGAAGUUAAAACAAAACAGAAUGAAAUCAGUGAACCAUGUCGGUUUUGAUUUUGAUCAACUACUUUCAUAUUCUGCGAAUGCCGCCACGCUGUUACCCAAUCCAGUCGGCCGGAAAGCUUCUGCUUCGUCAAGGUCCACCGCAGGUCAUUCCGUCGACAGAUUCCAUCAUGUGAACAGUUUAGGCAGGGCCCGUAACCGUUUUCCGAUAACGUUCCAGUGCAGUUACUGCGGCAUGCAGUUUUUCUCCAGAACCUCGUUGGAGAUGCACGUAAAGGGACACGUAGAUGACUGUGCAGAAGAAGGGAAGGACGUGGCCCCGUUCCGCAUAAAGAAUGAAUACGAUGACGAUAAACUGGGACAAGUUAACCAUAUAAAUACACUGCUGGGAAACAUUAGCGAGGAUGUGUCAAAGAUCCAUGUGAAGAGGCGGCUGUUGGAAAAUCAUGGUAGUAUGGAUUUAUUCCAAACAUCAAGGGUCGGCGGAGCAACAAGCUUCAAAGACCUCCACGUAGGGUCAGCAGGCCCUCCGUAUGAGUGCCUCUAUUGCAAGGCAGCGUUUCCAAGGGCUUUAGCGUUGGCUGAUCACCUGAAAUGUCACAUCCGACGGCGGCUCGAGUGUAAGAACUGUGGAGAGUCCUUCAGCUCCAGUGUCCGGCUGUCGAAGCAUCGGAGACAAUGUCCGGCUCAAGAUCGGAACCAGAGAUCAAACCGAAGCAAGAAUAGGACUGAUCUCGUGCAGCAGAGAUUGGUCUCCGCGAGACUUGUUGGCGGCCAACCGCAGUUUGACCAUCACACGAUGGCACAAGAUGACCAGGGACUAAAUCCCGAUCGUCGUUUUCAGUUGUCGGCAGGAGACCCUGUUUCCUCGGUGGUGGUCGUAAAUCCAUCGGCGCCAAAAUUGAAACAGGAGAUAAUACUGUCUGAUAGCGAGAUGGAGGACGAUGACACAGAGGAUGAUAAGAAAGAGGACAGCAUCAAAGACCCAGGGAAUUCAAUGUUGCUGCAGCAUGGUCUGAAUGUUUUGGAUGGCAUUGGAUUAAGUACGGAGGAUUUAACAGGGUUGUCACAAAAUGGUGAGCGAGAAGCUUUUGAUGCCCUCGGCAUGGUGAAGAAGAAAAGACGGCAAGGAAAUGAUUUUGGUUCAUCUCUCCGCAACACUGCUUGCAAGGAAAAAGAAACACAAGGACAGCAAGAACAAGAAGAAACAGGGAAAUUAAUGGCAAUUAGUGGUAACGAGUCUACUGUUGAAGUUGAUGCAAUUGUCGCCAAAAUCCUGAGCAAAAUCGGUCAAGUAUCAGAGUGUGAUUUCCGACGGGUUAUCAAACAAGAAGUGAAAGAAACCGGAAACUGUCGAGACCGAAAAGGAAAAGAAGUGGCAGUUGGUGGUAUAUCUACCAGUAGAUCCUUCCAGAAUUUGAUGUCUGUUGAUCAGAUUUCUUUAAAUAAAUCCAAAAUCUUUGCUAGAAACACUACGGUUCUUACUGAUGAUAAUGAUGAUGAUGUUGGUCCUAGUAUGGUCGAUCGGUAUAGCUCUGUUGCAGUGCCCCAGGGUGUUGUUUUGAAGACAGAGACGGGGGAGACGUUAGUUUCUGUGGUAGAUGACGGCGGUGAUGAUAGCCAAGUGACAGGGUUUGGGUCUGUGAGCCAUAUGGAAGUUUCCAAUAGGGCCUCACCCACUGAUGAUGAAAAUUUUAGUUCGACACCGCAGAAGCAGACUUCGAUGUCGGUGUCGGGGCCUUCAACACCAUCGGCAGAAACACCGACGCCACCUGUUUCCCGUGUUGCCACGGAUUCAAAAGUGAAAGUAAAAGUGAAGAAGGAAGCGUCGGUGCCACCAUGCGAUCGCUCGGUGCGCCACGACGACUCGAUACGAAUUCCUCCGUCGCGCGUCCACACUGCGCCAUCGAAAGAUCUCGGCAAGGGAGACAGCUCGGGUGUUGGUCCCUUGACAAAAGCAUCAAGUGACAAAGAGACCCUGGAUGUUGAAAUUGUUAACACCGAAACUGGGACCACAACUGCUGCUUCCACCACUAUUACUACUACUACUACUACUACUACUCCUACCACCACUACUACUACUAAAUAUGAUGAUCAUGAUAAUAACAGCUACCAGAGCACAAGUAGUUGUAAUAGUAGCAGUAAUAACAGCUGUAGUAGCACUACAACUACUGUUGUUACCACUAGUAGCAGUAGAGGCAGUACCGCUGCUACGCACACUUCAUCCACAACUGCUUCCGCUGCCAUCUCUACUGCUACCUCCGCUGCAUUUAAUACUACUUCUGCUGCUGCUGUAGAUUCUACUUCUCCUGUGAUUUCUGCUUCUGCUACAUCUACUACUACUACUACUACUACUGCUAGUUUUUCCGCUGCAAAUUUGACCAGUUCCGCUGCAAAUUUGACCAGUUCCGCUGCAAGUUUGACCAGUUCCGCUGCAAAUUUGGCCAGUUCCACUGCAAAUUUGACCAGUUCCGCUGCAAGUUUGACCGGUUCCGCUGCAAAUUUGACCAGUUCCGCUGCAAGUUUGACCAGUUCCGCUGCAAAUUUGACUAGUUCCGCUGCAGCUAAUGACAAGAAAGAUGGAAGUGUAAGAAGCAAUGGAAAUAUCAAAGAAUUUUCCUGUAAGUAUUGCAGGGAAUCGGCGUCUUCAUUGCCAGUUUCGUUCUCCUCGGCCCUCGACCUCACGCAGCAUCUCCGCUGGUGCCACCUGGUGCAUGCCUGCUCGGUGUGCUGGAAGAAUUUCUCCAAGUCGACGCAGCUGAACCGACACCUGAAGAUCCAUGCGGGCAUCAAGCCGUUCCGAUGCGCGUACUGCGACCGCGCAUUCUCCCGCUCGGACAACCUCGUCAAGCACGUGCGCAUCCACACGGGCGACAAGCGCUAUUCGUGCAGCAUCUGCACGAAGCGCUUCACCGAUUCCAGCAACCUCACCAAACACCUGCGGACGCACGCGCGCGCAGCAGCAGCGACAGCAACAGCUGCUUCCGGUGGUGCAACUGCACCCAGUAAGAGCAACAGUAGCAGGAGUGGUAACCAUAGCAACAGUAACCACAGCUUUCCGCCGCCGCACACGUCCACUGGAAGCAGUGAAAGAGACGAUGACGAUGACAGCAGAGGAGAUGAUGACAAUAGCUACGAAAGCCGCUGCUUCCUAUCACGGCAGCAACAGCAAAACCCGGAGCUACGGGAGAGCGGGUCACCAUUGCUGCCCCCAUCUACAGAGUUGUCUCCCUUUCGGUGCAUGCUCUGCUCAAAGCCUUUCGACAACUCCAUCGCGCUGCAUCGCCAUUUACUCACACAUGCUAAACUCGGCCAGUCUCCCCCGCAAUUGAAGACACUACUUCUGUCAGAAACAACAUCCCCAUCACCACCACCAUCACCUCAACAACAUCUUCCUUUGCUACCUUAUUCGGUGCCGUCCUCAUCAGCAACAGAUUUAAGAAGCAUUUCUGCUGCUGUAGCUAGGGCUGCCGUUGGUACUACUAAUAUUAAUACUACUACUACUACUAGUACUACUACUACUACUGCCUUUUCUGUGAUACCACAAUCACCGCCGCAAUCGUCAUCAUCAUUGUUAUCACUUUCAUUGCAGUCCAUGUCAUCAUCUGCUAAGAACGCCACCUCAGCUCUGAAGAAGACAUUUGGUUCUGGGCCCACUGCCCUGUUGCAACGCUUCAAAAAACAGCUGCGAGACAAGUUGUAUCGGUGCCACCAAUGUGGGAAGGUAUUUCUCGAUGAGUCCACCCUUGCCAACCACAUCUACCGGUUCCAUAUAACCACCAUCACUGCCGCCUCGCUGACAGUAAAAGACGACGGAGAGGAAAAUGAUGAAGAGAUGGAGGAGGAGGAGAUGAAAGAGGAGGAAGACGUGGGCGAGGACGAACAGACUGGCUUGUCGGAACAUGGUCAAACUGCCCCAGUGGCCUCUCAGCAGAACAUGCGUUCACCAGUGUCCGUUUCCAGAGGAACCAGCUCGGGGACGUUGUUCAGCAAGACAAGUGGUGCAUCUUUGCUUGCCAUACCUGGUGAUCCUAACUGUCGCUCCCUUUGUAAUGUCAGUCCCUUUAUGCUUGAUUAUAUCAAGCAGGAAGUAUUAGAAGAAGAAGAAGAUGAGGAUGGAAAUCAAGAAGAGGAAGAUGAGGCUGCUGGAAACACUACACUGACAGUUGUCGGUGGGUUCAAAGUGGAGAUGGAUACAGAAAUGGAUGAUUAUCUCUACAGCGGCAAUAAUAACCCUAAUCCGAGUGACCCCUAUAAUCCUCAUCAUCAUCAUCACAGUCGCCUUCAUCCUUAUAUUAACAACAGUGAUAAUGAUGAUGAUGAUGAUAAUGAUGAUGAAAAUAAUAGUAGUCAUCAGAGCCAUCAACACCAACAACAUCUUCGUACACAUCGUCGUCUUCAUGAUAGUGACCAUCACCCUAGAAACCGUCUCUUUCAUUGCUCCCGGUGUCAGAUAUUCUUUUCCGGUGUGGAGGAGCUAACGCAUCACCUGAAAUUACACACGACAGGUGAGAUGUUCAGGUGUAAGGAGUGCGGAGAGCUCAUCCAAGACCUCAACAUGUUCAAUGACCACCUCCUCAGAGAUUGUCAAGGUAGCAGUAGCAACAACACUAACAGCUUCACUGAUACCGUUUCCCUUGGUGGCAAUAAGCUGACCGGCGCCGUCGUCUCCCAUGACGACGAGAUGGACAGUCGCAUCUCCGAUGUCAACAGCUUGACCAGUGGAAAUGAUUUGACCAAUUCUGUGUCAAAACCCAACAGCAUACUGUCCAGUACUGCCUCUGAUAUUGAAAACUUGACCACUGCUAUCACCAACAGUGAUGGCUCAAGUAACACCAAUAUUUCCCUCGGUCACCACAAUUCAAUUAGUUCUGUCUCCAAAACCGAUAUAUCGUCCAGUGCUGUCUCGGAGACUGAGAGCUUGACCAAUGCUGUGACUAACACCAGUGGCUCAAGUGACUCCAAUAUUACUUCUGCUAGCCAUAAUUUGACCGAGUCUACCUCAGAAGACUCUGCAAAGUUACCAUUGCAGAAUCAGUUGGACGUCCAGCAGAACGAAGCAAAAGCCAGAUCAAGCAUCGUAGUGUCCAGUGAGCGGUCAGUAUUGCUGUCAUCAUCGUCAUCACCUUGGCAUUUGCAGUUUUCAUCCCCACUGCCAUCAGCUUCUUCGUCGCCGAGCGCUGGGUUUGGUCCGGCCAGUUCUGGUCAAGACCCGGGCUCAGACCGGGCGGCUUCGGUUCCGUCCUUGUCUUCCCCCGGCGUUCAGGUGCAAAGACAAGCUGAGACGACGGCUGAAAUACGUUGCGGACCGAAUGACCUCGGGAACCGUGGAGAUGAUGACCUACGUACAGCAGAUGGCAGCAGCUGUCUUGUCAGUGCUCCGAGGAAUAAUAUGGUUACCACUGUUGCUAGUACCACCACCACCACCACCAUCAAUGUCAACAGCUGUAGCAAUAAUAAUAAUAAUAAUAAUAAUAAUAAUAAUGAAAACUACAACAGUAACAGGACAAUAAAUGAUAACAACAACCACAACAAUUUUCAGGAAUCGUCCGCCGAGAAUUUUCCCAAGAAAUCCUUGGUUGACCCUUUCCAAGAGAAUUUGUCUUUGGCUGUGAAACAAGAAUUUGUACUGCCUGAUGGUAGCGCCAUGAAGCAAGAACCAAAGACGCCAGAGCCUGAUGGACAACAAGUUGAUGGUUAUCGUACCUCCACCGCCUCUGGCUCAGUGAUGGAGCUGUUUCCGUGGAGGGGCGGAGACGGCGGUGUGCCUCUCAUCCCUUCUCUCCCUGCUCGUGUAUGUGAGAUUCCACAGGGGAGGGGUCAGUUUGAAGCAGAAAACAGUUGUGGUUCUGUCGGGGGUAUAAGUCGGGCCGAUAUCAAACAGGAGGUUGACAUCCGAGAAGGACCCAUGGUGGGAGUUGCAGAAGGCAAAGAUGUCGUUGAGGAUGGAAAUCUUAACACUUCAGAACCAUUCCAGAGGUCAGCCUCUUCUGAUAACGCUGACCUCUUAGCUGGUACAGUUUCCCUGAAUGAGAAUUUUGUAUUUCCUUCCACUCUUGAUGACGAAGAACUCAAAGACAUCAACUUCAAAUUUCCAUCGGCCAUCGAUGCUGCCGAAGAACUUAAAAAUAUUGACCUCAAGUUUUCCUCGGAGAAUACCAUUGACGAACUCAAGGACAUCAACUUCAAAUCCCAAGGCGUUCGUCUAUCUUAUGACCUGCUUAAUACGACCCGAAAUUCAAAAGAUGCCCACCACACUGAUGUUGCAGGAUUUUACAGCAAUGCAGAUCAGGAACCAUCGAAUUCUUACUACGACGGGAACGGAAACUUUCGGAAAGGAACUGCAAUGGUCCCUGACAAACAACCCGAGGCCGAGAAAUGCAUUCAAGAAUUUCUGCUUUUUGACGAGUUUGUCGAGUUUCGGAAUAAGAAUUAUUUCUCCGGUGCCAACGGUGGCCCCGAAUCGACCCUUGUUGCAGACCAGAAAUGCAAAACCAACAAUGUCAUUUGUAUUUCGGAUUCAAAUUCUAAUUCUGCAAUGUCCCUUUCUGAUGAUGACGGGGAUGAUGAUGAUGAUGGUGAUGUUCCUUUGACGUCGGAUGGUCCUAACUACAGGAACAGCAUGAAAAAUUUGGGGUUCACAAUGACAGUGGUUCCUGCUGGGUCCACCAACACGCAUCACGCUGAUAACGUAAUGAUGAAACAGACAGAGGAUCUGAAGGACGUCUUUGAGAACGUGAAUGUGAAACUGGAAGAUGAGGAGGAGGAGGAAAUGUCUCAACCCUGCGCAAGCGAUAUAUUGGUAUCGUCCUUGCCCGAGGGAGGUUUUGAGGUUGACAACAGCAACAGCGAUGUCUCUAGGGUUAACAAGUUUCCUCCGUCCCAAUGGGAGUCGAACCAAAACGACAGACAGUUCCGAGAUGCAAUGCUCGAUUUCCUCAGCUCCCUCAGUGACGAGACCCUACAACUGCUUCUGCAAAAAGGGGACAAAUGGUGCGACGAGCUACUGCACCACACAGUGACCGCGGCGUGGAAGCCUGCAGCGGCGACAAACAUGGAUUGUCUUCCGUCCGAUGUCGCCAUGACUUUAAGCGCUAGGGAGAAUGAAGCGGGCAUCUGUGAAGAUUAUGAGGACGUAGACAACCACAUGUCUGUCGACGCUGCUGAAAGGAAGUCCCAGAAUUUGUCGAACCAAGUGGCUGCUGACCUCAUCAUGGCCGACCGUCCAGACAACACCUCAUCUUAUAACAAUGCCCAAUUCAUACAACACGAUGGUAACAAACAGUCGUCUCUGAUGACCGCAAAAGCGACUCCUACAGGAUCAAUGGACGCUGUUGACUGUAAGGAACUCAACCAGGAAAGCAGGACCUUGAAAGAAAAUCUUAGCCAGCCCCUACCAAACUCUUUGUCCUUCUUGUCUUGCCUUCAACCAGCUGAAAAUAAUCUGGAUUUUCCGAAGCCUUUUAUCAAAAUCGAACCAGAAUUUUCCACAGACUCUGAUUGCUCAGCAAUGGUGCCAAUCAGUUCCAAAAUUAAGACCGAAGACUUGUCCAAGUUUUCCGAUGCGAUAUUUAACGCUGACGAGCUAGCAUCCUUAUUGUCUGGUAAUCAACUCCCAGCCCUGAAUAAUGUCAGAGAAAUGCUAAUUGAGAGGGACUUGUCCCUUAAGAGUAAGCGCAAUUCUUCCCAUUUCCUCGGUAAUGUUUUCGCUGAUCAAUUAGAUAACGAUGCUGAUCGUAAGGUAACGUUUUCCGAACUUAAUGACAAUCACCAUGAAUUAUUAUCAUCAUCGUUACCCUUAUCUUCAUUUCCUUCCUUACCCGCUGAUGAAAGCGCCUACCGUUCAAAUUCUCCCUCUUCUGUGGGACAGCCGUUUCUGUUGAACACUUUGAAUCUCGCUUCGUUUACCGACAAAGGUCAAACCGCAAACGCCUCUGCCAUCGACAUCCUUGCACGCAACUGCGGGCUUCAGUUAGAUAAACCUUCUUAUGAUGCUGACACGAUGAAGCGUCACUGGCAACAACAACAACAAAAGCAGCAGGAUCAGCAAACCGCGACAACAACAACAACAGCUAUGAUGCCGACUGACCAUAUUGCACCUUCAACGACCACAAGCUUGAUAAAGGCUCUGCAGAGGAAACAGCAGCAGCUGCCUCGCCACGGUGGUGCUCAGUCGACCGCGAAGCAAUACACUUGCCCUCAGUACGACUGUCGUAAAAUGUUCACCCGGCCGAGUCAUCUGAAACGUCACCUGAAGGUCCACGCUGGGCUUAAGCCGUUCCCUUGCCCGCACUGUCACAAAUGGUUUUCCCGGUCGGACAAUCUCACGAAGCACAUUCGCAUCCACACGGGCGAGAAGCUCUUCUCAUGCAAUUUCUGCCAGAAGCGCUUCUCCGAUUCAAGCAACCUCACCAAGCACGUGCGGACGCACACCGGCGAAAAGCCCUACCGGUGCGUCUACUGCAGUCAGACCUUCACCGAGUCGAGGACCCUCAGUCGGCACAUGCGCACCCACUCGCUGAUGAUGAUGAUGAUGAUGGAGAUGGAUAUGGAUAUGGUAGGAGGGGCCGGGGGAAGAGUCGGGAGGGAGGCGCAAGAGGCCGGGUACGACAUCGUCAUUGGGAGCAACUGACACCUGGUGGCAGGCGGUGGCAACGGGGUGCGCAUAUGGGGGCACAUAUGUCAUACAAGUGGAGUGGGGUGUGGGCAUCAUCAACGCCACCACCACCACCCACUACUACACCUACCCUCACUGCCAAAUCCAGUGUGGUCUCUUGUCCUGAUAGAAAUAGCAGCCAAAUCUCCUUUGAGUCUUCAUCCUAUGUGAGUCCUGCGUACUCUUACAACAGACAGGGUGGGCACGGUUGGCAUGCCAUGUAUCAUGAGUCUUGUCUCCUCAAUCAGAGUUUGGUUGACCCAGGGUUAAACAACAACAAGGCCGGGUACGAUAUCGUCGUUGGGAGCAACUGACACCAUGUGGGGGCACAUAUUAUGUCAUACAGGUGGAGUGGAGUGUGGGCGUCAUCAAUGCCACCACCACCACCACCAUCCACUGCUACACCUACCAUCACUGCCAAAUCCAGUGUGGUCUCUUGUCCUGGUAGAAAUAGCAGCCAAAUCUCCCUUGAGUCUCAUCCUUCCAUUCUUGUUUUAAAGACAAGGCACAUCAAGCAAUGUGAGUCGUGCGUACUCUUACAACAGAUAGGGUGGGCACGGUUGGCAUGCCAUGCAUCAUAAGUCUGUCUCCUCAAUCAGAGUUUGGUUGACCCAGGGCUAAACAACAACAUAACUUUCAGAGCUCCUAUGUGGUUGCUCGGUGUGCUAAACAUAGCAGCUAAAUGACCCAGGGCUAAACAACAACAUAACUAUCAGAGCUCCUAUGUGGUUGCUCGGUGUGCUAAAGAUAGCAACUAAAUCUCUUUGAAAUUACACCCUACCCUCUUUAAAAAACAAAGGACACAUUUGAUAAUGUAUUCCUAGGUAUACUAUGCCUGAAAGAAAAGCUAUACAGGGUGGUCGUGGUUGGAAAGCUUUUGGUCAUAGGUCUGCUCAGUCAGUUAAACAACAGUUGAGCCAGCAAGGAGGUCUCUUUCUGUGGUUACUUGGUCUGCUAGAAAUAGCAGCUAAAACUACCUUAAGCUACACUCUCCCAUUUCAUGAAAUAGAAGGUCAUGUUUGAUGAUGUAGACCUAGAUAUCCCUAGACAAAUGGUGAUGGUCAUAGCUGGAUUGUCUGAUCAACUGGUUAGAAAUAGCAGCCAAAUCUCUCUCAAAUUACUACUGUCUUUAGAAAAAGGAAGGUCACAUUUGACAGUGUAGUCCUUGAUACAUCUAGACAAAUAGUGAUGGUCAUAAUUGGAUUGGCUGAUCGAUUCACUAGAAAUUGCAGCCAAAUCUCUUUUCAGUCACUACUGAUUUAAAGAUAAAAAGAGAAGGACACAUUUGAUAGUGUAGUCCUUGAUAUACUUAGACAAAGGGUGAUGGUCAUGGCAAGGUUGUCUCAUUGAGUUGGUUAGAAAAAGCAGCUAAAUCUCUCUCCAACUAGUCUUUAAAAUAAAAGGAAGUAAAGGACAUCACCUAGAUAAAUGGUGAUGGUCAUAACUGGAUUGGUUUUUGAUUCUAGGUCUUAAGUGGUUCCAACCUAGGGCUAAAAAGUAAUAGCAGCGAGUUCUCCUUUGGAUCAAUCUGCUGCCUCUCAUCUAUCGAAAACAUUCAAAUCUGAGCACGUUGAGACAAUGUACUCCUAGAUAUACCAUGGUCUGAUGGUAGUAAUAACCUGGAUGGUCAUGGACAGAAAGUCUUUUGAUGAUAGAUCAACUUGAUCAAGCUUUGACACAAUAGUCAAAUGAGGGAUCCUGUAUGUGGUAAUUUAAUCUGCUAAAAAUAGCAGCAAAAUUACCUUUCAAUCACUGUCUUGACCUGUAUGUGGUAACUUAAUCUGCUGAAAAUAGCAGCCAAAUUUCCCAUAAAUCCCUGUCUUGACCUGUAUGUGGUAACUUAAUAUGCUAAAAAUAGCAGCCAAAUUUCUCAUAAAUCCCUGUCUUGACCUGUAUGUGGUAACUUAAUCUGCUAAAAAUAGCAGCCAAAUUUCCCAUAAAUCCCUUCUUGACCUGUAUGUGGUAACUUAAUCUGCUAAAAAUAGCAGCCAAAUUUCCCAUAAAUCCCUGUCUUGACCUGUAUGUGGUAACUUAAUCUGCUGAAAAUAGCAGCAAAAUCGCCCUCAAAUCACUCAGUCUUGGCCUGUAUGUAGUAACUUAUUUCUGCUAAAAAUAGCAGCAAAAUUUUCCUCAAAUCACUGCCUCGACCUGUAUGUGGUAAUUUAACCUGCUAAAAAUAGCAGCAAAAUUUCCUUCAAAUCACUAUCUUGAUCCGUAUGUGGUCAUUUAAUCUGUUAAAUACAGCAGCCAAAUUUCCCUCAAAUCACUAUAUAUAUAUAUAUACAUACAUACAACUAACCUAAAUUCUGUGUGUAUACACACACACAGGCACACAUAUAUGCUUGUAUAUACUCAUGUUUCAAGUUCUAUUUAUCCUGUUUUGUACUAGAAAAUAAAUAUGUAUAUAUAUAUAUAUAUAUAUAUGUAUGUAUUAUACACACCCUGUAUUUAUAUGUAUAUAUAUUUGUAUCCAUCAUUUCGAAAAAUUAAUGCGAAGAAAUUCUUCAGGACACAAAUUAAAAAGAUAUCCCCCACCCCUGACAUUUUUUCUAUUGGUCAAAUUUUGACUGAUAAAAAAGCAAAAAAAAAACAGAUCAAAAGCAAAAAUUGAUGAGAAAAGAAUGUUUAAAAAAAACUAAAACAAAAAAAAAAAGCCAAACAAAUAUUUAUGUAAAUUUAUCAAUGGACUAUCAGGAGACAUUUUGAAUAGCUAUGCAUAUCAUCCUUCAUGAUUAAAAAAAAAAAAAAUAAACACUCAUUUUUGUCAUCAUGGGUAUACUAUUAUACAUACC